Messenger RNA from Tuber melanosporum (Perigord truffle), 1297 nucleotides. RefSeq lists its product as uncharacterized. Gene Ontology annotation, biological process: translational initiation. The transcript is spliced from 3 exons. Gene Ontology annotation, cellular component: eukaryotic translation initiation factor 2B complex. Gene Ontology annotation, molecular function: translation initiation factor activity; guanyl-nucleotide exchange factor activity. Lineage: Eukaryota; Fungi; Ascomycota; Pezizomycetes; Pezizales; Tuberaceae. The record is from RefSeq and is a predicted model, not a curated record. The coding region runs from base 151 to 564 and encodes 137 amino acids.
CAUACCCCAACAUCCUAAAUACCUUUUCUCUGCGUCAACCGACCCCUAUUCUGAUUCUACAGAUAGUAAGAAAUUACGCUUGCUUCGUUUCGGUUAGAAGGAUAUCUCGCGAUCUACACGCAGGACCUUAGUUGGUGAAGAUCUCUCAAAAUGGCCUCCCAAAUGGUCACUCUCAGAACACCUGACCUUCAAUGGUGGCUCGAUCACCUCGACACAGCAUUUGCUCCCGAUGUCUCGGUUGAUCUAUUUGUUGGUGUUCUCAAGCGUCGUAGCGUUAAGGGUCCCGAAGCCGCAGCAAUAGCAACGGCUCAACUUUUUCUUCGUUUGAUCUACGCCCACCCGUUUUCUAGCAUAGGCGAUCUUGUGGAUCAUAUCUCUUCGAUUGGGACUAAGCUUUCAAAAGCUGUCCCCCGCGAGUUAGCUGUUAGAAACAUGGCUCGAAGGGUGAUUGGUAUUAUUCGUGAGGAGGCCGAGAAUAAUGGCAUGGGAGAUCUUUUUCAGGCUGCACUGGAGAUAGGAACCCCUCCAGGUUUCUCGUGCUCCUAUAAAGAGUGCCGAUACUAGAGCUCAGCUUGCUGGGCAUGGCUCAUUUGCGAGUCCAUCGAGCUCUGUGACUGGAGUUUUCGAGAUUCUCUCUGUUGCUUCUUCGUCUCGCGGGUCGUCCGCAGCUUCAACACCCCCGUCCACCAGCAUGGGGAUGGCGCCGCAGGCACAAGCCGUCCAAUAUGAUAUUCGCCCGGCUGUGAUACAGGAUAUCCAGGAGCUCCUUGAGGAGCUUGAUUCUUGUGAACAUAACAUUUCUGAACUUGCAACGCAGGUAAUCUACAAGAACGAAGUGAUUUUGACUUAUGGGCUUCCACCACCUGUUCAUAAACUUCUCCUUCGUGCUGCGCAAAAGAGAGAGUUCACAUUGAUUGUAGUUGUGGAUGAGAUAGCCGGUAUCAAUAAGCAGGCCAGCGCUGCUGUUAUGAACAAUCCGGUGGGUAGGGAGGAGACCGGGGGUGACCAGGAAACUGCUGCCAGAAAAUCUCUACAAGAUCGCGGAAUCCAGGUCAUGGUUAUCAUGUACCAUGACCUUGAGAAUCUGAUGCCUAGAGUUAACAAGGUGAUCGUCGUAGCUCGAUAUAUUUUCGCGGAUGCGGGCAUGGUGGCUGUUACAGGAACAGCGGGUGUUUUAAUGGUUGCUAAAGGACACCGUAAGCUGGUAUACACCGUUGCUGGAACUCAUAUGUUCUGUCCCAUGACGACCUUUGGUCCCUAUGGACUCCUCGAACGAGGGCCUCCGGAUAUCACACUU